AUUAUAAUAAACAAACAGUUACCGCUGAACCACUUUAUAACGAUACACGAUAUAAUAUACCUAUACAGGUGUUAUAUUCUCUUAUUUAUUAAUUGUUAUUACAUCGCGUACCGAUGUUACACGCGUGAACGAUGUAGUUUUUCGUGUGCAACGAACCGACACCUUUGGCACGCGAAUGUCACAUUCUGUUUGUCUACCUAUAGAAGAAAACUUCAAAGAUCCAAAUAAACAUGCCCCCCAGUCCUUGUAGUUCGCAAAACAAUCGGCUGCCGGAUAUAACUGAGAGUGCAGGGGACACGCUGGUUUACGAUCGCGAGAUAUUCAAUAUUGGAAGUUCUGACUUCAUCCUGAUAGACGAGGUGAGCGAAAACGAGGAGAAAAAUUUAAAAACUUAUUGCAAACAAAUAGCCGACAAGACUAAAUCGGCGUUCAAGCGCAAAAACAUACCCAAACGGUUGCCGUUUCUGCAAUGGUGGCCGACUUACGCGAUGGGAGACUGUAUCGGAGAUCUUCUAGCUGGCUUUACGGUCGGUCUAACGCUCAUACCACAAUCCAUGUCAUUCGCAGCUUUGGCCGGUCUACCACCUCAAUAUGGUUUAUAUGGUUCGUUCGUCGGCAGUUUGAUGUACGUCUUCCUCGGGACUUGCAAGGAAGUACCCAUGGGUCCGACGGCCCAUCGUGGCACUAAUGACGUACAACACGAUCAACGGACGCGGGCCAGUGUACGGAACGUUGCUGUGUUUCUUGACGGGAGUCAUCCAACUGAUCAUGGGAAUGGUGGGAUUAGGUUUUUUGAUCGAUUUCAUCUCUGGGCCGGUGAACGCGGGAUUCACGUCGGCCGUCGCCAUACUCAUCGUCGUCUCCCAACUGAAAGACAUAUUCGGCAUACGCGCCGUGGGGUCGACACUGCUUGACAUGGUUAUAUCCCUGUCCAAAGACAUCGGUAAUUUUCGAGUGGGUGACAUGGUACUAGGAUCGGUGUGUAUCGUUGUGAUUCUGUUGUUAAGAAUGUUAGCUCUGAUCCACAUGGGCCCUGAAAACGAUUGCGAACGGAAUAAAGUUCAACGAAUCAUCAACCGAACCAUGUGGUUGGUCGGCACUCUUAGAAACUCGAUCGUCAUAAUCGUCACCACGUUCAUUGGAUUCCUUUACGUGAAUUCGUCGGGCCACGACGUGACAUCUAAUGAAAUGCCACCGAUACCAUUUAAGGUGGUAGGUAAGUAACGGCCGCCACCAAAAUGUACAUU
Acyrthosiphon pisum (pea aphid) is the source of this 1247-nucleotide messenger RNA. RefSeq lists its product as uncharacterized. Bases 231 to 914 code for a protein of 227 amino acids. The record is from RefSeq and is a predicted model, not a curated record. The transcript has 5 exons. NCBI's taxonomy places the organism in Eukaryota, Metazoa, Arthropoda, Insecta, Hemiptera, Aphididae. Gene Ontology annotation, biological process: transmembrane transport. Gene Ontology annotation, cellular component: membrane.